UCUCCAGCUCCCGAGGUCGGCUUCUUCAGCUCCUGCACAUAUCUCGCUAUAUAUUGUUCCUACAGACAUCAUGGAUGUAUUCUACACCUACACCUAUGCCACGGCAGGAUGGCUCUCCCUCCAAAGCAUCACACUUCUCACAGUCCCACAAAUGAUAACAGCAAUACUGAUUGAUGAAGCGAGACCUGCUACCAAUUGGUGGCUGACCCAAUUCGCCCGUCUAGCUAUCGAGGUCUACUUCGCCCGCUGCCUGGGGUUAGGUCUCCUCACUAUCGCUGCCCUAACAAUCAUGUUGACCGGAUCAAUUCCUCUAACGUCGACCAUCUCCGCGCCAGUCUCAACGGAGGAGGCCGAUCCGAAAGCUCCUUACGCCGUCCCCACCUUGAUGGUGACUUCUGUUUAUCACGCUAUGAGCGCGUCCUAUGCGUACACGAGAUACCUAAAUACGAACCAAGGCGUCUUCAUAUUCGCGAUCGCCGGGUACUCCCUCAUUGCGUCAAUCGGUUUGUGGUGUCUCUUAUUUGGGAGUGAUAAUGGACGGAUCAGUCGAAGAACCGGGGCAGACAAGCGUACCGCAGGGUUCCCGUUCAAGAAUAGCGAGGCGGCAAAGAAACAUUCCGGAAAGAUUUUCUAG
Molecule: messenger RNA, 634 nt
Organism: Aspergillus ochraceoroseus IBT 24754
Lineage: Eukaryota; Fungi; Ascomycota; Eurotiomycetes; Eurotiales; Aspergillaceae
Exons: 3
Coding region: 71-634 (187 amino acids)
Source: RefSeq, a predicted model, not a curated record